Molecule: messenger RNA, 1676 nt
Organism: Aspergillus welwitschiae
Lineage: Eukaryota; Fungi; Ascomycota; Eurotiomycetes; Eurotiales; Aspergillaceae
Product: Tannase/feruloyl esterase
Exons: 4
Coding region: 33-1676 (547 amino acids)
Source: RefSeq, a predicted model, not a curated record
CCAGUAUUCAAUCGACCGCACCUCAUCACAACAUGAGGUAUCAGAUCCCUCUGGCGGCGUUUCCCCUCAUGGGGCUCACCGCGGCCACUGCGAUUUCCAGCACCAACUGCUCUGCAUCUGCAUUCCAGAAAAUCAUCGAUGCCAAUGGCACCGAAGCUCGCGUUCAAUGGGCCACCUACGUGCCAGAAGGUGGUUCUCUCAACCCUAUGAACUACACCUCCGCCUCCGAGUACCCGACUGGCCUGCCCGAGUCGUGUGCCGUGCAGGUCAACGUCGCAUCCGAGGGUAACUCCAGCUACUUGGUUGGCGUUAUCUUCCCAUACAAUUGGAACGGACGCAUGCUCUCCGCAGCAGCAGGAGGCGGCAUCAACUGGGUCGACAUGGGCACCGGCACGCACUACGGCUUCGCCGCCGUCUCCAGCAACCUGGGCCACGAAGGCAUCGACACAGCGGGCACCUGGGCACUCGGCCGCCCGCAAGCCGUAAUCGACUGGGGCUACCGCGCCUGGCACGGCGCCACCACACUUGCCAAGCUCCUCAUCUCCGGCCGCUACGGCAGCGGUCCCGCCUACAGCUACUUCUACGGCUGCUCCACGGGAGGCCGUCAAAGCAUGAAGAACAUGCAAGUGUACCCCGACGACUACGACGGAAUUAUCGCGGGUGCCCCGGCCUGGUGGACCACACACCAACAGCUCUACAACCUCAAGCAAACGACCUACCAAGCCCCGGCCAACAGCUCACACACCAUCCCCGAGGAAAUGUUCCCCGUCCUGGCCGCUGAAGUCCUCCGCCAGUGCGACCCGCAGGACGGCCUCGUUGACACCAUCAUCUCGAACCCCGAGGGCUGCGUCUUCAACCCAUCCACCCUCGCCUGCAACUCCACCAGCGCGCCCAACACCUGCCUUACCACAGAGCAACUCAACACCCUGUACAAGAUCUACAACGACUGGGUCGACACCAACCAGACCUUUGUCUACAGCCACCUCUUCUACGGAAGUGAAUCCUCCUGGCUAGACGGCAACAUCGGCCUUGGCGAGGAGUCUACCAUCUCCCAGCAGUACUGGUUCCUGCGUGAUCUCAUGGGCCUGGGCGAUUCCUUCGUCUGGCAGGAUCUGGAUUUCAGUACCGUCGAGCUAGCGGACCACUUGAACCCCGGUAACGCAACAGCUGGACAAUACGAUAUCAGCGAGUUCGAGAAACGCGGAGGCAAGUUCAUCCAUUACCAUGGUCUGUCGGAUAGUUAUGUCUCUCCCGGAGCGAGCACGUUCUACUACGAUCAGGCGAAGAGCGCCGUGCAGGCGAACGGCGUGGAUGAUGUGGAUGAUUUCUAUCGCCUGUUUUUGAUUCCGGGAAUGGAGCAUUGCUACAACACCCCCACCGACAUGAACGCCCCCUGGUACAUCGCAGGCGCGGACCAAGCAGCCUACAUCAAUACCUCGACGUGGAGUGUCCCCGGGUACCGGGAUGCGAAGCACGAUGUGGUUCUGGCCAUGAUGGCGUGGGUGGAGAAUGGCACGGCGCCGGAUAGUCUUGUUGCCACGGUGUGGAAGAAUAUUACCACUGCUGAUGAGGUGAUCAGACAGAGGCCUGUUUGUCAUUACCCGUACCAGGCCAAGUAUACUGGGAAGGGGGAUCCGGAUGAGCCGGAGAAUUGGGAGUGUAAGUUGUUGUAUUAG